AUGACUACCCGCCAAGAAACUUUCAGUACCUGGACGGACAACGACAUUUUAUUGUCCGAAGGAAAGAAGACGGAUACCCCGUGGCAAUCUUUGAUAGUGAACGAGUCAGAGAACACAUCGAACGAGACCCUCACGAAACGGGCCAAAGGACUACUGGCUACAUCAAUCUUAAACAGAACAAAAGACAGCGCUGAGCUGAAGUUUGACAAUUGGCUGAGUAUUAUAUACUUGCCUGUCAAAGAAAAUAUAAACCAACCAGUUGAUUCAGCACUGGCAGAAGUUAGGCAAGCUUACGACGUAUCGUUAAACGAGGCCAUCGUCGUAAUAACCAGUUGA
Messenger RNA from Paraglomus brasilianum, 336 nucleotides. The record is from the annotation of a GenBank genome assembly. Lineage: Eukaryota; Fungi; Glomeromycota; Glomeromycetes; Paraglomerales; Paraglomeraceae.